This is a messenger RNA of Morus notabilis, 1507 nucleotides long. RefSeq names its product psbP domain-containing protein 7, chloroplastic. The transcript is spliced from 3 exons. Gene Ontology annotation, biological process: photosynthesis. The record is from RefSeq and is a predicted model, not a curated record. Gene Ontology annotation, molecular function: calcium ion binding. Lineage: Eukaryota; Viridiplantae; Streptophyta; Magnoliopsida; Rosales; Moraceae. Gene Ontology annotation, cellular component: extrinsic component of membrane; photosystem II; photosystem II oxygen evolving complex. The coding region runs from base 67 to 933 and encodes 288 amino acids.
CACCUUUGAACAACGUAAAACUAGCCUGCGUGCUCUCAACAGAAAGAAACACUAAGAACUAGAACCAUGGCAUUGGCACGCUGCUUUCAUGCAUGCAAAGCCCCAAGCUUUCACAAAAUACGCAUGACUCAAUCUUCCGGCGACCGGAAAGAGCGCUCCGAAGAGGCGGCGUCCCAACCUGCGGCGGAACAAUUUGCGCCACUGGCGGCAACAUUUAGGAGGAGACUCUUAGUGGGGUUAGGAUCAGCCUCUUUGGUUGCUGUUGGCGCAAAUUUUGCAGGAGUUACAAGCUUUCUACUUGGGUUGUCCCCCGAAACUAGCCGGAAUCUCAAGCUUGAUGUCGUUUAUCCUAUUGAUGGCUACAAUAGAUGCAUAGACACAAAUGAAGGAUUUGAAUUUAUAUACCCAGCAAGGUGGGUUGGAGAUCAGAGGCUCUUGUACAGAGCAGCGGAGAAAACAGAGUUUGAGAGGUCACUUGAUCCUCCUCCAUUGAAAAAUGCCAAAAGUAAUGGUGGGAGAAGGAAUAAUGUGAAUGAACCUGUUGUUGCAUUUGGGCCUCCUGGUACAAGCGGCGAGCUCAAUGUUAGCGUCAUCGUCUCACCUGUUCCUCUUGAUUUCAAAAUUGAAGCAUUUGGUGGACCAAAGGAGGUGGGAGAAGCUGUAGUUAGAACCAUUACAGGAUCUAGCAAACGACCUGAAGUGAAAGGAACUUUGGUAGAGUCCACUAUGAGAAAGGAUCCAAUAAGGAACGUUAAUUACUAUGAGCUAGAGUUCAGGGUUGACAGCCCCACAUUUCGCAGGCAUAAUGUUGCGGUUUGCUGCGCUCGGAGUGGGAGAUUAUUUACUCUGAAUGCUCAGGCACCCGAAUCGGUAUGGCAGGAAGUGAAGUUGGACUUUGAGAGAAUUGCUGAAUCGUUUAGCCUCACUUCCUGAUAUGAAGACAGGGAGCAACUUCGGUUUCAUAUACAUCCAGAGGCUAUUACACUUUUGCAAUUUUCCUCCCAAGACCUUUUCCGAAUGACUUUCCUAUCUACUUUGUACAAGUUUAGUUGCGAGCAUAGAAGACCAGAAAGACAGGGUUUCUGUAAAAACUAAGGGCCCAUUUAGUUCGUAGGUUUUUAAAUUUUUAUAAGAAAAAACAAUGUAAUAUGCCCUAAAGAGAGACCAAAACAGAAAGGUUUCCCAAGUAGGCAAAACGAAAAUAGAAGUCUCUUGGCAUCUAAUUUACAUUUCACAUUUCGUAAGUAACUCAAAGUAUGAUCUAAGUGUUAGAUUGAUGGGAUGAGGUGUCAAUCGCUAUGUAACUUUUUUGAGUCCACGAAAAAUAGAAGAUCACGCUAACAAAUUUACACAUUGGAUAUUCAAUCCGGGUGUCAGUCAUCGAUAUAUAAACUAUAGAUACAAGAGAGCACUUCAAGCACAAGUUAUCUGUCUUCGCUUGGGCAUUUUCUCCAUGUUCUCGGAAACUGCUGCUGUUAAAUUUGGAUCUUCAAAUCCGACCUCAGAG